Hypanus sabinus (Atlantic stingray) is the source of this 1569-nucleotide messenger RNA. Its product is annotated as zinc finger protein 239-like. The record is from RefSeq and is a predicted model, not a curated record. The transcript has 3 exons. The coding region runs from base 707 to 1537 and encodes 276 amino acids. Lineage: Eukaryota; Metazoa; Chordata; Chondrichthyes; Myliobatiformes; Dasyatidae.
GUCUCCGGGUGUGCGGUGUAUUCCUUAACGCUCGGUGCUGAAGUCUGCGGGAUCGAGAAAGGCUUCUCGUCUCGUAUAUCCGGGAGCCGGGGCUCUGGAUUACUGUCUCCGGGCUGAAGAUAUCACUUUCCUAUUGUUAGACCUGCAGUGAGAGAUUUAUUGGAAGAAAAACCCCAACUGGAGGAAAACCACGACUGAUGACGAGGGAGCAGCAACAAGUGAACCAACCCGAGGACUGGGAGCAUCAAUCAGAGAGAACCCAACUGACUCGGAGAUUCCAGUGAUUCAGUCAGGAGAAAUUUUGGCUAAAAACAAGGAAUUUAUCUACGGGAAUCUCGAACACAAAAUGCCAAUUUUGCUGUCUCUGUCCAGAUAUUUAAGAAGUGGAGCAAGGGAUUCACUCGAUCAUCCUUCCUGCUCAGGCUGUGGGGAGGGAUUCACUUGGUCAUCUGACCGACUGGUAAAGCGGUAAUUUUACACGGGGAGAGGCCGUUCAUUUGCUCAGACUGUGAGAAUGGAUUCAGUGGGUCUUCUCAACUGAAUGUACAUCAGCAAGUUCACACUGGACAAGGCCAUUCACCUGUUCUGUGAGUGAGAAGGGAUUCAGUCGUCUUCCCACCUGUGGACACACCAGUCAGUUCACACUGGGCAGAGGCUGGUCAUCUGCUGAAUUUGUGGGGAAGGAUUCACUCGGUCAUCUGACUUCAUGGCUCACCAGCGAGUUCACACUGAGGAGAGGCCGUUCACCUGCUCGGAAUGUGGGAAGGGAUUCACCUACUCAUCCCAACUGAAGAUACAUCAGCGAAUUCACACUGGAGAGAGGCCAUUCACCUGCUCAGACUGUGGGAAGGGAUUCACACAAUUAGCUGGCCUACAAGCACACCAGUCUGUUCACACUGGGGAGAGGCUGUUCACCUGCUCAGACUGUGGGAAGGGAUUCACUUCGUCAUCUCAACUGAAGGUACAUCAGCGAGUUCACACUGGGGAGAGGCCGUUCAACUGCUCAGACUGUGGAAAAGGAUUCACACAGUUAGCUAACCUACAAGCACACCAGUCAGUUCACAUCGGGGAGAGGCCGUUCUCUUGCUUAGACUGUGGGAAGGGAUUCAAUUCAUCAUCUAAACUGAAAGUACAUCAGCGAGUUCACACUGGGGAGAGGCCAUUCACCUGCUCAGACUGUGGGAAGGGAUUCACACAGUUAGCUAACCUACAAGCACACCAGUCAGUUCACACUGGAGAGUGGCCGUUCAACUGCUUAGAAUGUGGGAAGGGGUUCAUUCGGUCAUCUCAACUGAAGGUACAUCAGUCAGUUCACUCUGGAGAGAGGCCGUUCACCUGCUCAGACUGUGGGAAGGGAUUCACACAGUUAUCUGGCCUGCAAGCACACCGGUCAGUUCACACUGGCGAGAGGCCGUUCAACUGCUCAGACUGUGGUAAGGGAUUCACACAGUUAUCUAGCCUGCAAGCACACCAUUCAGUUCACACUGGCGAGAGGCCAUUCACCUGCUCAGUCUGUGGGAAGGGAUUCACUCUAUAAUCUUGCCUACUGACACACCAGUCAGUUCACAC